GCAUUUUUCAACCUUUUAUCUCAAAAUUGUAAUUUCGGUCUUAAAUUAUUCGUACUUCAUUGAUAUUAUCCUUCUUGGGGUCAACAAAAUUCGGGCUUACCUUAUUUUCGAAAUCUUUCGUGCUUAAUUUGACACCCUAUAUUUUCUGGGAGUGUAACCUUGUCCAAGAGAUUAUAAAAAAAAACGAUGAUAACUAAAAGUUAGCAAAAUCAAACAGUUGCCAUUCCCAAUUUUUUAAACAUAGGAGCCAUCUAUAUUUGUUGUCAGACUCAAACCUAAAAAAUCACACUCACUUAUAUUUUUUGACCGAGUAACAUAUGUACGUAUACCGAACCAAAAAAGUAAAGAAAUCAUAAAACAAAAUGAGUGAUGAACAAUUUUCGCAUUUACAGCUUCGGGUGACCGUGGAAAAUAAUGAAAACGCUUGUGAUAUGGCUGUAGAUCGACCAAUGUCACCACCACCAGACGAAAUUGUCGAGGCUAGGGAAAUGAUUGAAGAGCUGCCUUUAUUAUCCGAAUCAGAAGCUACAAUUCCCGUGUCACGCAGAAGCGCCAGGAAAGAAAGAACUCGUAAGGUCCUUCAAGAUAGAUCAAGCGAGCCGAAGGUAAAUAAGAAAAAAACCAAAACAGGAAAGGUGCAGAAACCAAGAAAGUGUCGAUCCGGUAAACACGUGAUUACCUGUCGCAAGUGCGGAAGUUCUGUGAUCUGUUUCCCGGUUCGCACCAAAUACUAUACUUGCGCCGAGGUCGAUGGCCAACUUUUUAAAGUCAAACAGAUUAGUGCCAAAGUGGCACUGAAUUAUGUCCUCAAGAAAUAGGAUAGUUCUCGACAAUUUUAACCUUCAUUGAUGUUACAAGAACAAAAUUUUACAUAAAUAGAUCUGUGCAAAAAAAAAAGUUUAAUG
This is a messenger RNA of Drosophila suzukii, 905 nucleotides long. RefSeq lists its product as uncharacterized. The record is from RefSeq and is a predicted model, not a curated record. NCBI's taxonomy places the organism in Eukaryota, Metazoa, Arthropoda, Insecta, Diptera, Drosophilidae.